Molecule: messenger RNA, 1010 nt
Organism: Drosophila busckii
Lineage: Eukaryota; Metazoa; Arthropoda; Insecta; Diptera; Drosophilidae
Product: COMM domain-containing protein 4
Exons: 4
Coding region: 242-916 (224 amino acids)
Source: RefSeq, a predicted model, not a curated record
CGCCGCAGCACAUUGGAGACAAAGUCACAACAGUUGAUUGUCAGGCCUGAUAGACAUGAUCAGUGAGCGUUAUAAAUAUUACAAUCAUUAGCUCGUGCGUUCGCUUUUUAUGAUCAAAUGUGCAUAAUUUAUAAACGUAUGUAUUCACAGUUAUUCAGCAAACAGCUGUUUUUCUUGCCUUUCUCUUUGCAGCAAUUCCAACUUCAACCAAUGAGCGCCUCUUGCGUUGAGUGCGCACUCAAUGUGCAUUGAGUACCUGCACUUUGAGUGGUUUUUACCUUUAAGUGGAGCUGGUGGGGAGGGGGAGACACCUACAGACUGUAAAUUUCGCUUCUGUGGCGAUGGCGAUUGUCCUGAUUGGGUUUUAGCUGAAAUCAUUGCUACUCUUUCCAAUCUCAGCGUGCAGAAUCUGGAGCAAUUGGCGCAGCUGGUGGCCAAGCGUAUCAGUGGUGAGCAGUUUGAAGAAGCUGCUAUCAAAUCUCUCACAGCCUCAGCUACAAAUGAUGGCAAGACAGCUGUUGCCUGCGUUCACUAUAUGCUCACCAAUGCAGCACGUUAUAGCUGCUCCGAGGCUAUCUUUGGUGAGGAAAUCCAGCAGCUAGGCCUGCCAAAGGAUCAUGCAGCUGCCAUGUGUAGUGUGCUGCAUGAACAUGCCGCCAGUAUACGCCAAAAACUUAUUGAUAAGACCUUUAAAAUUAAUGAACUACAAAGUGUACGUAAUAUAACCUCGCAGGGGGAUACUCCUCCAAAUUGUGCAACCUUGGAACUAAAAAUCUCGCAGGAGUUGGUAGAUGGUUUACCAAAGGAUACCACACAUAUUGUUAAUAUUGAAAGUGCUCAGCUGGGUGCUUUGCUGGAUGAAAUGAAGAUGGCGCGUGAUAUUAUGCUUAAAUAUGAAAAUAAAAAUAAUACAUAGUGAUAAAGUAAUGCAGAGAGCAUUGGAUGUUGGAAAGUUGGAGUUUGGAAUGUGAGUUUGUAAUUGAAAUACAUUUUUUUCUUCAUGUAGUUAA